AUGCAGAAAAGAAUUGCAGAGGAGCUAAGACUUGACCAUAAGACCAUGUCCAUGUUUGACGAGCUCGACGAAGAGGAUGACUUCAAUGGGGUGGACCACGGCUCUAGGGACCGGGUACGAAGUGUUGCAGCAGUGAUUGACCGAACCUUGAGGGAGGGUAGAUUCAUGAUGGUUUUUAUCAAUGGGAGUGAUGAUGAGGUGCUUCUAGGUAGACUUGGUAUUCCAGAAAAUAGUGACUGCAUGAUAGUGUGGACUUUCAGUACAAGGUGCGUGACAAUGGGCUCCUACUAUACCUAUACCUAUACCAAUAAGAUAGCAGAGAAGCUAAGAUAUACGGAUGUUCUGGUUUCUUGCCACAGUUCUGCUGGAGGUUUAUCAAGCUCACAGUUUAUGGCACUGUUUAGUGAAGAGGCUGCUAACAUAGUUGCUCGUCACCCAUGUAUGCAGGGUGUGGACUUGACAACGGUGGUAGAUUGUUGUCUCUAUGGACUGCAUCUACACCACAGUUUUCAUGGCACCACUGGAUUUGUUUGGCCAACUCAUUCUUCCAACUACUGGAUAUGUGAUGGGAUCAUGCAACAAGGGAAAGAGAACGAGAUCAGCAAUGCAUUGCAUCCAGAAAUAAUCUUCGAGUGUGAUGCCUCUGUGCUUGAUGCUGUGUUUCAAAAGUUCAACGAUGACCCGAAGACUCCUUUUCUCGUAGUUAAGGAUGGUGACGAUGAUAUCUAUGAGGAGAGGCCUAAUUAUUAUCGUUGGAUUUCUAUCUCCUUGAAGAAUAAGAAAGUACAUGAGGGUAUGCAAAAUAUACUUGAAAGGGCUUCGUCAACCUUCCUAGCACUUGAAACAAAGCAUAGACCAUAUAGAUUGCCAAAUACCUUGUUUAAACAGUGCAACAAACUUGGUGUGCUGGUUCUCUCAUGUUGUGCCUUCAGUUUUGUAUCCCCUCCUUUCCUCCACUGCAAUAAAUUAAGAUUUGUUGGGCUGGACAACUGCACACAUCAGAAUAAUAAUACAAGUAGUGAACCUGAACGACGGGACUGUAUCACCAAGUGGGCAUUUCUGCAAAGCCUGUGGGUGCUUGACCUGCGUUACACAGACUGGGGUGAGAUCUUAUCUGAGGAAAAGAUAGGUCUUAUGGCUAAUAUCACAGAACUAAAUAUAGAAGGAGCUAGGUGCUGGCAAUAUACGGGUCAAUUAUUAGAGAAAAGGUUACCUUACCUUCAAAGAAUUCGGAUAAUCAAACCUACACAUCAGGAAGAGACGACAUCCUUGGACAUCAACAACUCAUUUGUGGGUAAGAAACAGCUAGAAAUACUUGAUUUGUCUGGUAACAGUGACAUGAAAAGCCUACCGACAAGCCUAUCAGAGGCAAGCAAACUUCAAGUGCUUGUUCUAGAUGGUUGUGAUGGGCUUGAGAAUGUUGUGCUGCACAACUCCUUGCUAAGGUCAUUCAGUUUUGAUGGCUAUGGACCAGCAUCCCAUUGGACAUCAACCGGCAAGCUACCUCCAACGAGUUCUCGUCCAAAGGGUCCAUCUGCUGUAGAUAAUAAGAAGGAUGUCAGAGCCUGCAAGAUAUCUCUAGAAGGUUGCACAUUGUUGGAGGAUCUGUUCUUGCGUGGGCUUCCCAACCUGGAGGAGCUGGACCUUUCAGGAUGUGCGAUCAAGGUAUUUGACUUUGGAGCUAUGGUGGUGGAUGUUCCGAGGCUCAAGCGACUCUUCCUGCUAGGCUGCGAGAACCUUCGUGCAAUAAAGUGGGGCUCAGAUGUGCAACGACCGAAGCUGCUGGAGUUGAUCUGCAUAGACACACGGCCUAGAGUUGGAUGUGCUCGGCCAUUGUCCCUUUGCGCCCAACAGAAAUCCUUCCAGCUGCAGGUGCACGCAAUCUUUGCGGAUGCUAGGCUUGCUCGGUCCCUUUGGGCUCCCAUAGAUAGUGCACUUUCCGAGGAUGCCCAUUGUUAUUUCAACAUCAACAUCACCUCUUCAGCUACAUGCAUGGAGACUAUUCAACCUGAAGCAACAACGGAUAAGGAGAAGGUGACUGGAUCCAUUGAUGACCAACGACACUAUGACAUAGCUGCUAGAGACAUGUAUUGUGACAUCUUUACCAAGGUUGGUAAUAGCCCAACCCCGAUGCAGGCCUUCCCGCAAAGAGAUAGCGCCGUCGAGCAUCAUUGUUCUUAG
Miscanthus lutarioriparius is the source of this 2181-nucleotide messenger RNA. The record is from the annotation of a GenBank genome assembly. Lineage: Eukaryota; Viridiplantae; Streptophyta; Magnoliopsida; Poales; Poaceae.